AGUGACAAUCGCUAAUACAUACAGCAUUGGUGAUUGGUGAAAUUAAGCUACAGUCAGGCGCCGUUGUCUGCAUUAUACUUGUUACAAUGCUUGUGAGUAUUUACGGUGUUAUGUGUUAUUCAUCUUGCGCAAUGCGAAUAUAAAACAGUUGUGAGUUUUUGUUUUAAUUUGGUUGCGAUGUGAUAGGAAUAGGCAUCUCUUAUCGUUUUUGUGCCAGUCAAAAAAUGACAUCCGAAAAUUUGGACACAACUAAUUAUAGUGGUAAGUGUUCGGAUUCGGAGGAAGAUUUCGCCCCUUUACGUUGCUGGGAGUGUAACGUCAACUUCACCAGCAAGCACUACCUAUACGCCCACCUCUUCCAUCACAUCAGACAACCUAGCGUCGUGCUCGAACGCGUCUCUCUGCCCCCCCUGAAGAUCACCCUCAAGAACAGGAGCGGCAACAGCUUCGAAAUUGUGAGUCCACCGCCUAGCGAAUCUCCGCUGAUAACCACUCCCGAAGUGAGCAACCCGGCGAAUAAUACAUCCAAUCUGGCCGAGAUAAAACAGGAAGAGGAAGCAGCGCAGGAAGAGCAGCCAGCUUCGUCUCCACUCGCACAGGAAACAGACGAAGGAGGGGAAGAAACGAACGGAGGAAGGGAGGUGGGAGCAGGCAGCGAGGACCAAAUCCUGUUCCCGCCGGCUUUCACUAACGUCGAGGAAUUCGGAUCAAAUCAAGUUCCAGGCUCGCCCUCGAGCGACGCGGGCACCUCCACCUCGACGGAUCGACCGACGGACACAGCCACGGACGGCCUCAUCCACAGCCACCCCAACAGUGACAGCAACAGCAAUGCCUCCGAGUACGGUGGCGUGCCAGGCGCCGAGCCCACGCCGCCGCCCGAGCCCACCAUCGACUACCCGAAGAUCCGGAUCAAGACCACCGGGCUGCUGAAGGAGCAGACGUCGCUCACCAUCACCGAGAUCACCGACGACAAUCCGGACGGGGAUCCCGGCUUCAGAGAUUUCUUUUCAGAUCGCAGCUCGGAUAACUCCAAUUUGUGGCCUACCCCAUCCCUGGAGGAUCCAUUGAAAUUGCCGGAUGGCGAUGACAACAUUCUAUCGCUUUUCAACAACAAUGACCGAGCCAAAGAUCUUGGCUUUCAUUCAAGUGACAAUGAAUUCAUUUCUCUUGAUAGAUUGGAGGAACGAAAUCGUGGAACAAUGCAAUUAUACAAUCCCAGCUCACAAAACUCUUCUGGAAAUCCUCUGGAUAGUCUUACUGGCUUACCGAUGCAAGCACUGGCUCAGCAAGUGUCAAGAUUACAACCUACUGCAAAUGGAAUGCACCAACAGAAUGUACUGAUCAACAUCCAACAGUUUCCAUCUGGACCUCCACAACCUACUUAUCAGCCACCACCUAUGUAUUCUUAUCCACAGCCUAUGCAUCAGCCCUACCAAUACCAGCCCUCUUACAGGCCGCCCAACCCCAUGUACUACCCGCCCGCCCCUGGCUACCCACCCCAACACAUGCCACCGCCGCCCCAACCACAGCUCGGUCCGCCCAUGAACCAGCAGAUGGGCCAGCCUCCGAUGGGCGGGCAGCAGCCGAUGGCCCAGAACCAGGGCCCGCCCACCUCGCAGCCGCAAGGUAUGGGCCAGCCGAUGCAGCAGCAGGGGCAGCCCUACAGGCAGCCGAUGCCGCCCCGGCAGAUGGCGCCGCGGCAGCAGCAACCCGUGAAUAGGAUGCCCAACGGGCCUAGGCAGCCCAUGGGACAACGCCAGCCGCUGACACGCCCCCGCCAACCGAUGACCCGCCCUAGAGGCGGCGGCGGGGCGGGCAUGACGGCGCUUCGGGCGGCGCGGCCCCGCCUCCAUGGCCCGCCCGUCAACGGCGUGCGGCCCGGCCACCAGAUGGCGCAGGGCAAGCGGACGCCCGAGCAGCAGGCGCAGCUGCAGGCGAAGAAGAAGCGUUUCGACGACAUGCUGGCGCCCGACAAGGACGACGACGACUGCCAGGUGAUCUGCAUGCAGCCGAAGAACAUGGACGGGGGGCUGCCACAGAUCGAGAGCGUGCAGAGUGUGCAGGGAGGAACAGCAGAGAGCAGCAUAAUGCAUCUGUCAGAUUCGAUCACACUCAGCGUGAGAAAUCCACCACCUAAAAGGGUCGAAAGUCCGAAAAAAUCGGACGCAAAGGCCGUCGCUAACAUUCUAGCGACUAGAGGCAUAACCGUCACAGCAACUGCGAAAGCCAAAGAAAAAGCAGAAUCUUCUCAGAAAAAUACCCCAAGUUUACCGGCUUCGCUGAAUUUGAACGGGGCCGUCAGUAUUAUACCUGCAGCGAAGAAUAACGGAGCACCUAAUAAGUCCUCGAACGAAGAAGCGCUACCCACCGUCGACCUCACGGACGACCUCUCGGCCGCCCAGUCGCUGUCCUCGCCACAGAAGCAGCGCCCCGGUCUGCCCUACCGCUGCGACCUCUGCCCCGCCCAGUACCCGAACGCGAUGGGCCUGAACAAGCAUCGGCAGACCUACCACAAGACGUCCGGCGGCAUGGCCGAGCUGGGCAUACCGCUGGUCAAUCUCAAGACGCCGGGCAUGCUGCAGAAGCUGAGCGCGAUGGGCAUCCACAACUACAUCCCGAUACCGUCUUCGGGGCCGGAGGGCACCUUCUGCGUGCCCAUCAUCAACGCGAGGAACCCGGGCAACGUGGGCAGUCUCGGGGCCACCACGAUGCUCUCUUUGGGGCCGAUACGGAGCAUUCCGAAGCCGUCGCCCAACAGUAUGAUGAAUGCUGCCAAACAGCCGAAUAUGCAGAAGUAGGAGGUUAUUUGCAUUCUGUGAAUGUGAUGUAUAUUAUGUACAGUUAGUUAAGUGUGUAUAGGGACUGGGUGUUCAUUUGGAUUUCCAGGCUUGAUGAUCUCGCCAAUGUUGGACUUGAUUUCUUCCAAAAGUGAUUUCAAUUUGAGAAUCACAGUAACAGUUUGAUUUAUGUGUAUUAUUUUCUUUAAGGCAUUCAAUGUUUUGUUCCAGAUUUGAAUCUCGUGAUUUGUCAAGACAAUGGAUAUAAUCCUUAAUGGAAUCUCAAAUGAUCACCUUGAAAAUGAGACUAGCCAUUUUUUUGACAAAUGAUUUUUUAUUUGUUUUCAAAAUGGCUUUUUGAUGUAGACAGAAUUUCCGAGCAGUUGUACUGCAUUUACGUUUAGGUUAAAAGUUCUCAGAAUGUUUAUAUUUGAUUUGGAAAUACGUUUUUAUAGACUGAUUUACCUGUAUACUAAAUAGUACGGUUGUUUCCUGAAUGUGCAAUUUUGUGCAAAAAUUUAGUUUAGAUAUUUUUGUACAAUACUUUAGUUCAUUUCCUUGUGAAUAAAAAGUAAUAAAUCUCUAAA
Phaedon cochleariae (mustard beetle) is the source of this 3364-nucleotide messenger RNA. The record is from the annotation of a GenBank genome assembly. NCBI's taxonomy places the organism in Eukaryota, Metazoa, Arthropoda, Insecta, Coleoptera, Chrysomelidae.